AGAGAGAGAACGCGCUUACGUCAAAGCGGAAGGAGACGCGAGGAGUUAACGGUCUUUUGAUUUGAGGGCGCGUGCGCGUGCUAGUGCGGGCUGCAAAAUGGAAGGGCGCCAUAACAAUGGGUAACAGGGCACAGGACAAGCCUCAGUUCUGAGCAUGUUGAUAUGCUUACUGUACCUUUCUUCAUCGCAAUCACAUGCUCCUUUAAAGACUUUUAAGGCACACAUUGAGAGAGAGAGACUUUUAUAUUCUGAUUAAUAUAUAUUUAUACUUAAAGCAGUCGGUAUGAAACCAUGCAUGGACUCUAGUUCCAAGUUCCUGUCCAUGAACCUCCGCUCACAGCCAAAGGAAAUACCAGCUAUUUUGUCAUGCUCACUGGGAACACCUUAGAUUCCCACAAGACCUUUCUAGAUCAUCUCACAACAUCAGAGUUUCAUGAAGUCCAAGCCAUGAAUAAGAGUGAUGUCAUCAUUGCUUUUGUCCCAGUCGUGUCUCGAGCUGGUACUGACAUUCAGUCUGCAAUGGAAAUCAUUCCUGUGCAGGCUGUGCAGCGUGAGCGCAUUUGUCGCAUUCGGUUCACCUACAUUUCUAUCUUAUUUGAUAGAUUUUUUUUCGGUGGAUAAGCCUGUUGUUCUCGUGAUGCUCCACCACACCUUUGAUCCGGAUAUUGUUGUUCCAGACGUCAGAUCAUAUGUGAACAGGACGGAUGUGUUUGUUGUUGAUUGUCUCUUUCAUGAAGAUCAAGGGCUGUUAAGAUGCCUGCGCAACGAUGAUGCAAUCAAAGCAGUGACGGAUCAUCUGAGCAGAAUAAAGAACCCAAAGGUGGAGCACACCUCUUACACAAGGAAAGUCCUUGCUUUAGUCCUUCCUUUAGUUAUUGCUUUAGUUAUUGCAGCAGGUAUCACUGCGCUUGCUGUUGUACUUUCUAUUGAGUGUAAUAAGCACCAUUGUGGUGAAGAUACUCUUGCUGGCAUUGGUGCUGUUUUAGGUGUACUUAUUGGUACAUUUAUUGGUGUGGUCAUUCUUUUGAUCAGUAAAUAUUACAGAUACCCUACUCCUUGCUGCAUUCUUCCUUAAAUUCUGUUUAAUACUGAUUUAAUUCAUGAUAAUAAAAAAAAAAGUUGA
This is a messenger RNA of Tachysurus fulvidraco (yellow catfish), 1123 nucleotides long. RefSeq lists its product as uncharacterized. The record is from RefSeq and is a predicted model, not a curated record. Bases 461 to 1075 code for a protein of 204 amino acids. The transcript has 5 exons. Lineage: Eukaryota; Metazoa; Chordata; Actinopteri; Siluriformes; Bagridae.